AUGAGCAACAAAACUAAUUCUUCUGGCCAGCAAAAUUCUUUGAAAGUCGUAAUUCUAGACAAUAUCGAUGACUCCCAAACCUCUGUUGAUAGAACUUUAAAUGGGACCUUAAAUGAAGUGCUGCCAUCAGACGAAUUUUAUAAGUUAUUUACAAACACUCUUAAAAUCUCAUCGAAAAAUCGUGCGCUUCAGGUUAAGUUUAAGCGUCAAACGACAACAGCCCAAGAUGAAGUCACGCUGUCUGAAGCAGUCCUGACGACAGAAAUCAUUGAAGAAGUCUUAGAUAGAGAGCUCGAAAAAUCAAGAAAAAAACACAAGAAAGCGUCAUACGAAGCUAUUAAGGAAACACCCCAAACCAACACGAGAAAACUAGAUUCUUCAAGCUGCUUUAUAUGAUUCGUAGUAAGAAAAAAUGAUAUGAAAAAUGUAGUCCCAGACAUGGAACUUGUCAAAUAUAAGCAAGUGUGCUUAGAUAUGAUCGCUAGGCUUAGCACAUGUACCGAAGCUCAUUUUGGUAUCGCCAAGCUGCUAGCAAAUGAAGGGAAAUUCGAUAGCGCUUUACAGCAUUUGAAAAUUUGUGUAAAAGAGCAGCCGAGUGAUAAGCUUUAUUUUUUAUGGUAUGCCAUUAUGAUGGUUUUAAGCGUAGAAACUAAGUCAGCAGCAUUGGAAGCCAAAAAUACGUGCUAUAGUAAUUUAUAAUUAGAAUGUAUCAAAAACGGAACCAAAGGUGUUGAAAUAUACUGGGCCUUGAUGAAGCUUUCUUUAUUAAAUUUUUUGAAAAUUGGAACUGAAAUAGAAAGUCCUGAGCAUUAUGCCACUAGAAUCAAAGAAAUUGAUGAUUACUAUGGGCUGCUUGCAUGGAGUGAACUUUCGAUUGACAGUAGAGAAUUAGAAGUAAGAGAAAGAGGAGAGUUAAUAUUAAAAGAACUUAUCAGUGAUAAUCCUCAGAGACCAGAAGCUUAUAUGAAAUUGUGGUAUUAUUACUAUUUUGUUACCAAAAAUUAUGAUAGUGCACUAGAUAUAAUUGAGGCUGCAUUUUUAAAGCUUUCUGAUAUAGCUCCUGAGUAUUCUAUAUUAAUUAGCUUGAAAUACUCUAAAAAUCUGUUUAGAAUUGGAAAAUCUAAAAAUGCUUUUGAACUUUUACAAAUAAAAUACAUGAAAUUAUCUCUAUACCCAGUUUAUUUAUAUUACUAUGGAAAGCUUUGUAUCAAAAGCACAGAUGCUACCUUUAUAGGCUCAGCCGUCGGAGCUCUCACUGAAUGCUUAAAGGUCUGUGCUGAAUCUCGUCACGGUCAAGCCUACUAUUGGCUUGCCAAAGGCUACCUCCUCGCAAAUGAAAAAAUCAACGCUUAUAGCUGUAUGAAAGAAGCUAUCCCUUUACUAAGCUCUCUCGUCGAAAAAGUCAAUGAAAGCUCUUCAGAGGAAAAGCACUUCGAGAAAAAAAUAUUUGAAAAAAUAAACGAGCUAAAAGAAACGAUGAAAACCAUGUAUGGAGACAUGGUAAAUUACGAAAUAAUUGACAGAGUUUUAAAAUCAGAUACUAUUGACAAUGCCAAAAUUGAAGAGUGCAAGAUUUAUUGCAGCUCCCUAAGAAAUUUUGACUAUGUUGAAGCCGAUAUUUGUGAAUCAAAAGUGCUGUGGAAAGCAGGGAUGAAAGAAGAAGCUUAUAAGCUUCUUCAAAACAGCUCAAAUAGAGCUUCUUUAAGCAUGAAAGCAUAUUUUCAGCUACUUGAAUUUUUAUUAGAAGAAAAAAAUUUCAAUGAAGUCCAAAGAUCAGCCAAAAACUUAAUCAAAAAAUGCAAAAUUUCCAGUAUCCCUGCACAAGUUUGGGUCCGAGCACAUAUGAUAUACGCAAAAGCACUAGUAAAAAAUGACAAUAUUUCCAAAGCAAUUCUAAUAUACAAAACUCUUGCACAAAUACAGCCAAAUCUCUUCGUCCCCGAUGUAGGGUAUACUAAAGAGCUGCAAAAAGCGACCACAAAAGAAGAAUUGAUAAAUGCUAACGAAACAUUUCAGAAAAAAAAAUUCAUGACAAGCUUUUUAUAUAGUGAGGCUUUAUCAGAUCUUGAUAGCCAAAGAGCCCGAUUAAUUUCAUCUAGAAAAAAUUUAAUGUCCUCAAUACUAAAUGAAGAUGGUGACGUUGAAUCUCCUUAUAAACAGACAAGCUCUGACUUCCCUAGACUACUUAUAAAUGAUGCAGAACAUGAGGACUCAAGUCAGAAAUCUCCAUUACAAGGAUUAGGAAUCUCUAGAAUCCCUAUAGGCGAUUCUGCUAAUAUUUCAUUUUCAGCUUGUUCAGACUAUCUAUUUUUAUAUAAAAUUGGAAAAAUAGCAGCAAAAUAUAAUAAAUUCAUAGAGGAUGGGGUGCAGGCUUUGCAUGAUUUUUUAAAUAUUCAUCAUUAUUGGAUGAAAGAAGGCAUUGAAGCUGAUGAAGAUUUAAGGGUCAAAGCACUUUAUUGGCUUGGGGUUCUAUGCCACAUUCAACAAGAUUUUAGCCAAGCUUAUACGAUUUUUAGGGAUAUAAUGAGUAUGCUGUUUCAAUUAGGAAGAGCUUCGAUGAGCAACCAAAUCCAAGAAUAUUUCAAGCAGUAUGAGUCAUUAGGAAUAAAACCUCCAGCAAGCGCCGGAGCAUUAUAA
Blepharisma stoltei is the source of this 2637-nucleotide messenger RNA. The record is from the annotation of a GenBank genome assembly. NCBI's taxonomy places the organism in Eukaryota, Ciliophora, Heterotrichea, Heterotrichida, Blepharismidae.